GACCGAACGCCCUUCAACGCAUUCGUCCUCGAUUCUCAUCCUCCACUACAACACCCAUCCCCAAAGCCGCUCAGUGGCCGUACCUCUACCGACAAACGCCCUCGCCCAACAUGGCUCCUCAGCUCGACAACUUCUACAAGACCGUCGACUCCCUCUCCGAACCCUUCAUCGAGCGCCUCCGCAAAGCUGUCGAAAUCCCGUCCAUCUCGGCCGAAGAUGAUCGUCGGGAAGAUGUGGUCAAGAUGGGCAUGUUCCUGAAGAGCCAGUUGGAGUCACUAGGCGCUCACGUUGAAGCUCGUGAGUUGGGCAAGCAGCCUGGCAAGGAAUACCUCGAGCUGCCGCCGGCCAUCAUCGGUCGCUAUCCGGCGAAGAAAGACGAAAGCAAGCGUACAAUUCUGGUCUACGGACACUACGACGUGCAGCCGGCCAACCUGUCCGAUGGUUGGGCAACCGAGCCCUUCAAGCUGACCGUUGACGACAAGGGAAGGAUGUAUGGCAGAGGGAGCACCGAUGACAAGGGUCCGGUUCUGGGCUGGUUGAACGUCAUGGAAGCGCAUCAGAAAGCUGGCAUUGAGUUCCCGGUGAACCUGCUCAUGUGCUUCGAAGGAAUGGAAGAGUACGGUUCAGAAGGUCUCGACGACUUCAUCAUCGCCGAGUGCAAGCCUGGCAAGUUCUUUGAGGAUGCGGAUGCCGUCUGUAUCAGUGACAACUACUGGCUAGGCACCGAGAAGCCAUGUCUUACCUAUGGUCUGCGAGGAUGCAGCUACUACUCGAUUGAGAUCAGCGGACCAGGCCAAGAUCUCCACUCUGGUGUGUUUGGUGGCACUGCUCAAGAACCGAUGACUGAUCUCGUCCGUGUAAUGGGAAGCCUCGUGGACACCAACGGCACCAUCCAGAUCGAAGGCAUCAAGGACCUGGUUGCACCGCUCACCAAGGAGGAGGAGAGUCUCUACAAGGGUAUUGCCUUCACCAUGGACAACUUGUACGAGUCAUUGGGUAGCCAGACCGGUAUCUACCCCGACAAGGAGCGCACACUCAUGGGCCGGUGGAGAUACCCAUCUCUCUCGCUCCACGGAGUUGAGGGCGCUUUUUCUGCUCCAGGCGCGAAGACGGUCAUCCCAGCAAAGGUCAUUGGCAAGUUCAGUAUCCGCACAGUGCCCAACAUGGAGCCAGAUGAUGUCGACAAGCUGGUGUAUGCUCACUGCGACAAGGCUUUCAAGGCUCUUGGCUCGAAGAACACCAUGAAGACUACCCUUCAGCACGCAGGCAAGUGGUGGGUCGCAUCACCGAAGCACUGGAACUUCACCGCCGCCGCGAAGGCAGUCGAGAGCGUGUGGAAAGUUCAGCCAGAUCUUACCCGUGAAGGCGGCAGCAUUCCUGUGACUUUGACCUUUGAGCAGGCCACUGGCAAGAACGUGCUACUACUGCCAAUGGGUAGCUCGACUGAUGCCGCUCACUCCAUCAACGAGAAGCUCGAUCGCCGCAACUACAUCGAGGGCAUUAAGCUGCUCGGUGCAUACUUGCACUACGUUGCGGAGGAGCCGAUGCAGGGUUGAUUGGGCGACUGAAGAG
Messenger RNA from Zymoseptoria tritici IPO323, 1572 nucleotides. RefSeq lists its product as uncharacterized. Gene Ontology annotation, molecular function: metallodipeptidase activity. The record is from RefSeq and is a predicted model, not a curated record. The coding region runs from base 111 to 1556 and encodes 481 amino acids. Gene Ontology annotation, biological process: proteolysis. NCBI's taxonomy places the organism in Eukaryota, Fungi, Ascomycota, Dothideomycetes, Mycosphaerellales, Mycosphaerellaceae. The transcript has a single exon.